AUGAGAGAAUUCUAUAAUCUAAUAAAUUUGGAAAAAUCGUUAGUCGAGUUGGUUCAUCAAAACGAGGGUGAGAAUGUGCAGAGUAGUAGCCUGAAAAAUCCAGAAAAAGGGGCGAUGAAGUCUCCGAGAUGGGGUUAUUUUAGGAUUAUUACAGGAACAAUCCUUGGAGGGAUGCUCGGGUUCUACUUUAUGCACCGAGCUGAGCUCAAGUACAAGGAGAUGUGGGAUGAGAGGUUGAGGAAGUACGAGGAGGAAAUGAACAAGAAGAAGGUGCAAGAGGCUGAGUCCAAUGAGAUUCAUGACUCGCUCUAAUAUUUGUUCGUCUCUUUUGACUAGUUCUAUCGUUUUUUUUUUCCUCUUAUGUGAGAAAUAUAGGAAAUUUCAUGUCGUGUCUGUUUCAUGAGAGUUGACAAAUAACUUUGUGUAGCUGUUGUCGAGUAUCGAAAGAUCAAGAAUCAGUUCUAUUGUGGAAUAUGUAGAACUGAUGCUAAAAAAAAUUCCAUUAUUCGAUGUAUUCAUGCUUUUUUGGCCCUUUUGCUCCCAUGGUUUCCCUUUCUGUACUGUGUGUGUACAUGGAUAAUUCUUGUUACAGUAUCGAAACUUCUCCCUUGGAUGAAUGGAAAAGUGUUGGUACAUUGAAAAAAAAAUAAAAAAUCCAAUCUUUAGAUCUUGCAUAAUUGAAAGAUCUGUUUUUUUUUUUAGAUUUUUUUGGCUGUGUACCGCACUAGUUCUUGUGAUGACAUGGUCAUGCAGCAUGGAUAGCUUCACUUACUGAGUCCUUGCCAUUUCGGGGGGCCAGCCACCAUGAGCCACACAACAGAAAACAACUUGUGGGCCCACAAAGAAAGAUCGUGCUGCCGAAUACGGAGAUGUUGCAGGGGAUACAUCUCGAUAAUCAGAGUGCAGGGCCAUCACUUCCACCAUUAGCCGCUGCCCGUUUUUGCAGUGAUUUGGGUCGGAACUGAUGAAAUAAACCGGGCCAGGCCGCUUAAGCUCGAUAACCGUGUUCCCGUUCUUGAAAACUGUCACGGCAUGGCUCGAGUUACAGUGGAAAAUUUCAACCAUAUGAAGACCAAGAAAAGGGUGGCGGCCCAGCGGGCGUACGUGUCGUUGGCGGCUGGCGGCCGCCAGCUGUCCUCGCCGCCGACUUCGAACUGUUCGGCCACAGAGCUUGUCAUGAAGAGUGUGAAGAGAGUGAGAGAUGCAUAACAGAAGGUUACUAAGAUGUUAGCCAUUUUCGUGAGUUUUGGGUUUGGUUUGUACUUUUGCAGUUGAUUAUUUUUAGUGCAUGUAUGGGAUGUUAGGGGUUUUUUUUGGUUGUUUUUUCAAAAAUUCAAAGUAACUUGCAGUUGACGUGGUGAAAACUGAAUAUGGCGGUUAUUGGUAGUUGAGGGUCGUGGGGAGAAUCUGCAUUUGACUUAGGUCCGGCCCAAGAGACUUUUGCUGUUUAUGGAUUGGGAUUUUAGUUCGGCCCAAUAUGAUAGUCCAAUCUGUUAUGGGGGAGAAUCGUACUGGCCAGGCCCAGCGAANC
Molecule: messenger RNA, 1531 nt
Organism: Striga asiatica
Lineage: Eukaryota; Viridiplantae; Streptophyta; Magnoliopsida; Lamiales; Orobanchaceae
Source: the annotation of a GenBank genome assembly